Molecule: messenger RNA, 1330 nt
Organism: Trichomycterus rosablanca
Lineage: Eukaryota; Metazoa; Chordata; Actinopteri; Siluriformes; Trichomycteridae
Gene: acaa2
Product: acetyl-CoA acyltransferase 2
Exons: 10
Coding region: 63-1256 (397 amino acids)
Cellular component (GO): mitochondrion
Molecular function (GO): acyltransferase activity, transferring groups other than amino-acyl groups
Source: RefSeq, a predicted model, not a curated record
AAGCAGGUUUCUGUAAACUGUAACAACUGGUGACCUUCGUCUGAUUAAUCAAAACCUUCAGUAUGUCGCUCUUAAGAGGUGUCUUCAUUGUUUCUGCUAAAAGGACUCCAUUUGGCACAUACGGUGGCGUUCUUAAAGACCACACUGCCACAGACCUGGCCGAACAUGCUGCUCGAGCUGCCCUGGCUGCUGGCAACGUUGCUCCAGAGUUAGUUAACAGUGUCAUCGUUGGUAAUGUCAUGCAGAGCUCUGCAGAUGCUGCCUAUAUUGCACGUCAUGUGGGUCUACGGGUCGGAAUCCCAGUACCAGUUCCUGCUCUGACCGUAAAUCGUCUCUGUGGAUCAGGUUUCCAGUCCAUCAUCAGUGGAGCUCAUGAGAUCUGCCUUAAAGAAUCAGAGAUCGUACUCUGUGGGGGGUCGGAGAGCAUGAGCCAGGCCCCUUACGCCGUGCGCAACAUCCGUUUCGGUACAAAGUUCGGGGUUGACUUGAAGCUUGAGGACACUCUGUGGGCCGGACUCUCGGACCUGCACAUCAAAUUGCCGAUGGGAAUCACAGCUGAAAACCUGGCUGAGAAGUACGAUAUUACACGAGAGGAAUGUGAUAAGUACGCCCAUCAGACACAGCAGAGGUGGAAGGCUGCUUACGAGGCCGGCUACUACAACGCUGAAAUUUCACCUGUUGACAUAAAGUCCAAGAAAGGAAAAGUGCCGAUGACCCACGACGAGCACCCUCGCCCACAGACUACACUGGAGCAGAUGGCAAAGUUGCCAUCUGUGUUCAAGAAAGCGGGCACAGUCACUGCUGCCAAUGCUUCGGGCGUCUCAGACGGUGCUGCAGCUGUGGUGAUUGCCAGUGAGGAUGCCGUGAAGGAGCACAAGCUCACUCCUUUGGCAAGAAUUGUGGCCUAUCACAUCUCAGGCUGUGAUCCAAGCAUCAUGGGCAUCGGUCCUGUCCCUGCCAUAACAGGAGCUUUAAAGAAAGCGGGGCUCUCUCUGAAGGACAUGGAUUUAGUCGAGGUGAAUGAGGCGUUCGCUUCUCAGUAUUUGGCCGUCGCUAAGGCUUUGGGACUCGACCCAGAGAAGAGUAACGUUAACGGUGGAGCCAUCGCUAUAGGCCACCCACUGGGAGCUUCUGGAACCAGAAUCACUGCACAUUUGGUGCAUGAGCUCAGGAGGCGAGGUGGCAAAUACGCAGUGGGCUCAGCCUGUAUCGGUGGUGGCCAGGGCAUUGCUGUGAUUCUGGAAAACACACAAUGAGCAGUAAAAGCAGAUCGACAAUUUGAUAUAACCCAGGAACACUCCUUAAACUCUCCAGUUUAUAAACAGUUUUA